CGCACGAUGGAUAUUUUUAAUUGCUACGUAGCUUUACUGUUUGUAUGUUACGCUAUAAGGCGGUGUGACUCUGCUGGUUUUUCUUCACAAAAGGUACUAUGCGCUACACCAAUUGGAAAGUUUAUUGGAGUUUCACAUUUGGCAUCAUUUAAUAACAAAACAAAGAUCGCCAUGCGAUUUCUACAAAUUCCAUACGCAAAGCCUCCCAUCGGUGAUUUGCGAUUGAGAAGACCAGUGCCUUUUGAAUUCAAAGCCGAUCAAACCUAUGACGCGACGGAGUAUGGUCCGCAUUGUAUCCAGUCUAUUUUUGGGGAUGACUUUUAUACAAACGAACGUAAGCAGAGUGAGGAUUGUUUGCAUUUAAAUUUGUAUGUGCCUGGAAAUAAGGUUGAUUCACGAAACAGAUUUGCAGUUAUGCUGUACAUACAUGGUGGAAGUUUUGCCGUUGGAGGUGGAGAGAUAUAUGCAGGUGACACGCUAAGUGCCUUUAAUGAUGUUAUAGUAGUGACAAUUAAUUACAGACUAGACGUAUUUGGAUUUCUCAGCUCUGGUGCUAAAAAUGAUGGAAACUACGGCCUCUGGGAUAUGCAUAUGUCAAUCCAGUGGGUUCACGACAACAUCGGCUUCUUUGGUGGGGACAAUCUUAGGGUGACCUUGUUCGGUAAUUCAGCUGGUGGAGCUGCAGUACUGUUCCAGGCCCUUUAUCCGCCUAAUAGGGGCCUCAUUCAACGAGUUAUUGCUCAAAGUGGGUCAUGCUUUUCAGGUUGGGCUGUUCAAAGACACCCUAGAAACCUGUUUGAGCGUUUACUAGAACAAAUGCCAUGUUCUAGCCAGAACGGUCUAGAGUGUCUUAGAACAUUGGAUGCCGUGACGCUGCAGAGAAUAAACAUCCACAGAUGGUUUGUACCUUCAGUGGACAAUGAUUUCGUUCCAAUUAACCCUGCAUAUCUACCAUUGCGAACAACAGAAAGAAGUAUUGAAGCCCUCGAUUUUUUUUCUGAAAUAGAUUUUAUGACCGGGAUAAUGAGCAAGGAUGGAUCGCUAUCACUUAUACAUCGAACCAAUGACAUUUCUGAACGGGUAACUAUGCAUGAGUUUGAAAAAUACAUAAACGGAGUUGUCUCUUGGGAGUAUAGUAAGACGCUGUCUAAGGACCGAUUGAGUGAAAUAGUGUCGCACUAUGCGCGUACCGGAGUUUUAACUAGAGACACAGAAGUGGAUUUUAGGACCGAUUUGACAUUCUUACUAGGGGCCAAAUUUGCACUUGAAACUCACAGUUCUCGGAAAUUGCCAAGUUCGCAAGGACAUACAUUCUUUUAUGUGUUCAAUCAAACACCUUCGUUUGCACCCAAAUUACACUUUUUAAAUGGAGUUAGCCAUGUUUUCGAACUUCCGUACGUUUUUGGAUUUCCUAAGGAAAUGGAACACAAGUUUAUCAGGGAUUACAAAUCAACUAGUUUUUCAAACGUUUCGGGGAAAGACAUUGAAUUGUCUGAACAAAUUAUGAACAUAUGGAGUAAUUUUGCGAAAUUUGGAAACCCAAAUAUUCGUGACGGUAACACCGGCGUAGACGUUCCCUUUUGGCCACCGUUUACGACAUUGGAUGGAUAUUAUCUUGAACUUAAAGCAGGGAUGACUAACGCAUCAGCAGGUCAACAUUAUGAAAAAGAACGAACGAAGGUUCUAGAAGAUAUGUAUUAUGACUUACAAAUAUCCGGUAGUGGUAUUCUCGCAUCAGCGACAAGUAUCAACACCCACAGUGCAAUUGUGUUAUUGUAUAUAUUCUGGUUAUUUACACAGAUAAUUAUAUGACAGGGAAAAUGGUGCGAUUAAAUAGUCGGGGCGUCUUUUACGUGUUAGCAUAUCUUAGUUUUAGAUUGUAAAUUUUUACACGCUCAAAAUGUUACGUAAUGGUGUCUUUAUGGCAGUAAUGUAAUUGUGAAUGUUAAUGACAGUCCUUGGUAAAUGCAUAUACGAUAAAUGUAUGAUUAUUAACUACACUUUACUAGGUAUUGAAAUAUACUUGCUAAGAUUUACAUAUAUUUCUUAUAGCAGCGUUGAAGAAAUUGUUUAAAGAUUGUUUACAUUUGCAAUCGAUUGAUUUC
Mya arenaria is the source of this 2105-nucleotide messenger RNA. RefSeq names its product bile salt-activated lipase-like. Lineage: Eukaryota; Metazoa; Mollusca; Bivalvia; Myida; Myidae. The transcript has 2 exons. The record is from RefSeq and is a predicted model, not a curated record. The coding region runs from base 7 to 1812 and encodes 601 amino acids.